This is a messenger RNA of Chenopodium quinoa (quinoa), 1873 nucleotides long. RefSeq names its product lipoprotein NlpI-like. Bases 538 to 1347 code for a protein of 269 amino acids. The record is from RefSeq and is a predicted model, not a curated record. Gene Ontology annotation, molecular function: protein binding. Gene Ontology annotation, cellular component: chloroplast. The transcript has 8 exons. Lineage: Eukaryota; Viridiplantae; Streptophyta; Magnoliopsida; Caryophyllales; Amaranthaceae.
CAACAAAGUUAUUAAAUCACAACUUUUCAAACUCAACUUCAACAGUUCGGUUCGUAACAGCCCAACUCAGCAGCAGCAAAUCUGCAGAUGUUAUCAUCAGAGAUAGUAGCGGAGCCCACAUCAAGGCAACUAUGUUCAACCUCAACAACGCCAAAUUAUUUAUAGCGGAAGGUAUGGCUCUUCAUAAAGGAGUCCAACUAUCUUUUCAAUGUGGCAUUCAAGACAAUGAAAUUGGAGGUGAUAAUAUAUUAGUCAUCAACUCAAUAAAAGGAAUUCAGGCAAUAUCUUUUUUUUUAAAAAAAAUAAAAAAAAUCACAACCUCGUUCUGUAAAUAAACUGAGCAUAUUUGGGCUUGGAUUGAAAGAUGAGCAAUUGAAUAACAAAACUUUUGACAGCCCAAAGUUAGGUAUUGUAGUUACAGCUUAGCCUUACGCGCCUUAUCUUUCUUCCCUACCCAAUUUCUCUCUCUUCCUCUGCCUUCAAAAAAACUCAACAACAAUAACAAAAACCUUCAAAUAUUUCACAAAUUCAAAUAAAAUGAGCAUAAAUAAUACACUCAAUCCAACAAUCAAAACUAUUUCAAUCUUCUCCCCCAAAACAUCAUCCAACCUUCAACAAUUACCAUUUCCAAUCACAUUUACUUCCAAACCACCCACUAAUUAUUCACAACUUUCUCUCUCCUCAAUCUCUCUCACAAGGAGGACCUUUCUUCCUUCAGUUUCAGGCAUUUGGGAUGCUCUGACCGGAGGCUCCAACAAUAAUCCCCGCGAAGCUGCUCUUGCCAUUCGCCGCGGUAUGCAGCUGUUUAGACAGGGUGAUGUAAUGGGGUCUGUUGUGGAGUUUGAUAAAACAAUUGAGCUUGAUCCUCGUCAAAAGGCAUAUCUUUGGCAAAGAGGAUUGUCUCUUUACUAUCUAGACAGAUUUGAAGAAGGCGCGGAGCAAUUCAGGUUGGAUGUAGCUCAGAACCCAAAUGAUACAGAGGAGUCAAUUUGGUGCUUCCUUUGUGAAGCUCGACUUUAUGGGGUUGAUGAAGCUAGGAAACGAUACCUUGAGGUUGGUAGAGAUCCAAGACCGGUGAUGCGCCAAGUCUACGACAUGUUCAAAGAUGGUGGUGAUCCUCAGAAGCUGGUUGAUACAUUCUCAAACAGUCGAGAUGGAGAAUAUUUUUAUGCAUCUCUGUAUGCUGGCCUCUAUCAUGAAGCAAUGGGUCAAGAAGAUGCAGCUAAGAAAUAUAUGGUUGCUGCUUGCCAAUCCCCUUAUGCACAAAGGUCUGAUGAUUACAUGGCUUCUUUAGCCAAGGUCCAUUGUAUCUGUAGAAACUGGAGCUUAAAUCCAACUUCAACUUGAGACCAACAUUUGGCCUAAGCUUAUUAUCAUAUUCAAAUCCACCUUAGAUCUGUGUUUCGACAUGAAAGACGAUGUAAUUGCCUUGAGUAAUAUAUGAAGAGAUCUUGGCAUAGCAGUCAAGACAUUUUUACUUGCAAUUGUUGAAUAUGCAAGGAGUUUGGUCAUGAAUUACCAAAAUUUUGGCAAUUCCAAUUUUAAUUAAUUACGAUCCCCGAAUACAUUUAUGUAGAUAAUGUGGAUGGCUACUUUGUUUUUGAAAAACUUCGUUGUAAAAGAUCAGCUAUAAUUACAAAUUUACAGUAUCCUCCCACCUCGAUCAGUUGUCAAAAAAGGAACCAAGUUAACGUUGCUAAUUUCAUCCCAUAUCAAUUUAUUAUAUUAUUAAACAUUAAAACUUAAAAUUGUAGAGCUUUACCCUCGUAAGAGGGAGCCCUUCCAGAAAUUCUCGACGGCCUAGGUCAAGCCCAGGCCGAAGAGGGGGUUUGGAAAUAGUUUUCAACCAGCAAUUGACGCGCCUCGGUUAUUA